Messenger RNA from Geosmithia morbida, 1548 nucleotides. Its product is annotated as Eukaryotic aspartyl protease. Gene Ontology annotation, biological process: proteolysis. The transcript has 2 exons. The coding region runs from base 1 to 1548 and encodes 515 amino acids. The record is from RefSeq and is a predicted model, not a curated record. NCBI's taxonomy places the organism in Eukaryota, Fungi, Ascomycota, Sordariomycetes, Hypocreales, Bionectriaceae. Gene Ontology annotation, molecular function: aspartic-type endopeptidase activity.
AUGCGUUCCGGCUCGCUCCUCACACGAUUGGCCUUGUGUACAUCAUCAGUGCAUGCGUUCUACCCAUUCACCCCGAAAUGGCUCAAGGAUCUUGAAGAGAAGACCGGCUUGGACUCGCGGGACGAUGGUGCCGUAACCUAUGGCAUCAGGCGGCAUGGCAGCAGUCAGCCCUCGACCGAACCCUCCUCCAAGGUUGCCGCCCGCGAAGCAGGCCGUCUAGCCCAAAAGUACCGCACCGGCGACGGUCACGACGGCAGCGACGUCGCCAAACGAUCAGGCAACAAGUACUCCGUCAUGGAGGCCGAGGACCCCGACACCUCCAAGACGGCAGGCAUCGACCAGGACGGAACUGACUACUCGUACUUUAUCGAGGUGAGGUUGGGGUCCGAGAAGAAGGCCAUGUACAUGCUCAUCGACACGGGUGCCGGGUCGAGCUGGGUCAUGGGUACCGACUGCAGCUCCAAGGCCUGCGCCCUGCACAGCAGCUUUGGCUCGGACGACUCGGACACGUACAAGGACGCCGGCCAGGACUUCUCCGUCGCCUACGGUACGGGAGAGGUCAAGGGCGAGCUGUUCACCGACACCAUCUGCGUGACCGACGACAUCUGCUUCGACUACAGGAUGGGUGCCGCCAACGACACCUCGGACGACUUCGAGCACUUCGCCUUUGACGGCAUCCUCGGCCUGUCGAUGGACUCUGGCAGCAGCGACAACUUUCUCGACGUGCUGUCCGACUCGGGCGACAUCGACGCCAACGUCUUCGGCAUCUCGCUCCACCGCGCCACGGACGGCGACGACAACGACGGCGCCAUCACCUUUGGCGGAGCCGACCGGACCCGCUACAAGGGCGACAUCACCUACGUCGACGUCGACCCGAGCACGACCUCGUGGGUCAUCCAGCUCGACGACGUCUCCUGCGACGGCAAGGGCUCGGGCGCCGGCGGCGUGGCGUCCUACAUCGACACGGGCACCACCUUCGUCUUCGGCCCCCCCGACCUCGUCAAGGCCGUCCACGCCGUGGUCCCCGGCGCCGAGUCCGACGACGGCACCUCGUACACCGUCCCCUGCGACCUCGACAUGCCCCUGACCUUCAUCUUCGGCGGCACCGGCUUCGACGUCUCCCCCCGGGACUGGAUCUCCCCCAAGGACAGCGACGGCGUGUGCACCAGCAACAUCUACGGCCAGGAGGCCGUCCAGGGCGCCUGGCUUCUCGGCGACACCUUCCUCAAGAACGUCUAUGCCGUCUUCGACGCGGACGAGAAGCGUAUCGGCUUCGCCGCGAGGUCCGACGACGCCGAGGACGACGACUCGUCCUCCUCCAAGACCGUCACGCCCGCCCCUGCCACGCCCACUACCGGCACCUACGCGCCUACCAGCACGGCUGACAGGACGGGCUCGUCCGAGGCGGAGACCACGACUUCAUCGGAAGGUGGUGGUGACUCCUCGCCGGACAAGCCUGCGUCAGCCGGUACUUCGCUCACCCUUGGGCUGUCUGAGCUCGCGCUUCCUGUCUGCCUAGCGGCUGCGGCUGCAUUCGGCCUGUUCUAG